Molecule: messenger RNA, 1822 nt
Organism: Neocloeon triangulifer
Lineage: Eukaryota; Metazoa; Arthropoda; Insecta; Ephemeroptera; Baetidae
Exons: 16
Coding region: 59-1822 (587 amino acids)
Biological process (GO): biological process involved in interspecies interaction between organisms
Cellular component (GO): external side of plasma membrane
Molecular function (GO): odorant binding; carbohydrate binding
Source: RefSeq, a predicted model, not a curated record
AGAACUUUGGGCAGGUGCACAACCGGACAACGUCAACGGGACGGAAAACUGCGCCCAGAUGGUCAUUUAUACAGAGUGGAGCAAAGCCCUUCUUGAAGACAGGCACUGCGGCGCGUUGAGUGCUCUUGCCUGCCAGGGUCCGCCAACUCCAAAACCGCCGUGUGAGUCACCAACCUGUCCGACGAUUGCGUGCACCAAAAAACCCCAGUUUUUCAAGAUGCUUCCAGACGGAAUCUCAACGUAUUUGGAGUACCCAAAAAUUCAUGGAAUAUGGGGUGAAACCGACUCGAGGGCGUUCUUAUUUAGUUUCCCAAAUGAUACUCGCAACUUUCAAGAUUCUAUGAGUGCGUGUUGUGCGAUUGGGCUUAAACUAUUGAGUCUCUACCAGAGCAUGACUUACGACAUUGUGGGCAGUGUUUUCAAGCAGGGAAGUGGCGAUACAUCAGUUUUUUGGACCUCGGGCACUGACGCUGGUUGUGAAGAUUAUUUCGGCUACUGUUCGACAAAUCGACUGGCUCGUGAGGAAUCGCGUUGGAAGGAAAAUCAGCCAGACAACGCGAAUGGCAGUGAAAACUGCCUUGCUCUUGAGAUAAAAUCGGGAGUGGCUUUGCUUCAAGACGAAAACUGCGAUAAAAAAUUUCGCUACAUUUGCGAAGGAAGACUAAAGAACGGCAUGGAAAUUGUGAAGAAAGAAUGCGCUCUUACGUUCAAUAUUUCAGAUAAUGAAAUUGACGUAAUGUAUAACUUCUCUAUGUUCACUCCAUCAGAGAAGUGCUUUUUGAAAUGUUUCGGCGAGGGGGCAGAUCUGUUUGUAAAUGGUCGGCUUUUGGAGGAGAAAAUUUUUGCGCAAUUCAAUGUUCUGGCUGCCGGCGAUAUUGAUCGACUAAUGGACAUGUACUCAACUUUAAACUACUGCUCCAAUCUAACCAGAGGGAUGGAUGAGUGCGAUAAAAUAUCCAGAAUGAUCAAAUGCGGCAGAGACAAUUCACCAGACGUAGUGCAAAGCCUGAUUUCUUCUUUGGAGAAUUCGAUUGCCCCAGCACCACUGAUUCUGCCUCCAACAGAGGCUGUGUGUCCGACUUUCAAAUGCGUAACAAUGGACUACAGGAAACAGGCCAUAGAUGCAGUAUUAAACUAUUCCAACAACUUUAAGUUAUUAGGCGAUUCUGGGAAGGUCACAUUUAUGUGCGGGAAGAAGUUUUUUAUGAUCUACACAACGCCUGAAUUGUGGACCGUCCCUGCAUUGUAUGAGAAGUGUUGCGCAUAUGGAAUGCGCCUAAUGACCGUGGAAACACUCGAAAAAUUCCAAUGCGUUUCACAGGGAAUAAUAACUUUCGGUGGACCAGACGUGUACUUUCCUGUGGCUGCUUCUAGGCUUGGAGCUAUUGACAAACCUAAGUGGUGUUAUUCAAAUAAACCACUUGAUCCUGUACUUGUGGCGUAUUUAGCCAACAACACUGAUCCAUUGAAUUAUUUAAUCAUGAUGAAUUUCUAUAACCAUAGUACUUUUGCUCCAAUUAUAGCAGGGCAUCCCUAUUCUAAUAACAUUGCUUGUUUGUCAUGGAAGUACAAUUCGCGUUACUGGACCUCGGGAAUCCGAACUGAUUCCAGCAACACUUCAUUCCGAUGGUGCUCGACUGACAAAAACGUAUCCAAAGAACUAUGGGCAGGUGCACAACCGGACAACGUCAACGGGACGGAAAACUGCGCCCAGAUGGUCAUUUAUACAGAGUGGAGCAAAGCCCUUCUUGAAGACAGGCACUGCGGCGCGUUGAGUGCUCUUGCCUGCCAGGUUGCCUACCUAGAUUUUUUAAGGGGCUAA